AUGUACUAUUAUUUUCUGAUUAUCAUCUCUCUAUUAUUCCAACAAGCCGAAUGCUCUGGUUAUCUAGACUUAUCAUUUAAAAGUGACUUCAAUCUAAAAGCAUUCGUCAAUGUGUCCAGGGACACCACUCCAUUGCUCAUCCCAUUUUUCAUCUCACCCAACAAAACUGAAUGGCUCCCAAAGAUUCCAAUUAGAUUUGACGAAAAAGUCAGCCUCACGAUUUUGGUGAUCAAUCAUGAUAGGCCAGACAUUGACAACUCAACACUGACAACUUCUUUCGAUCCGAAACAAGGGAUUCUGUCUCCCCUGACAGUGAUGUUCCCAUUCAGUGGAAUCAAAAUCAAUGUUGGAUGUGAUGACAAAUGGUACGGUGAGAAAUGUGACGUCUUCUGUUGUUCGGAGACAGCUUCAAGAGUUGGAAAAGUGUGCAACUCUUUCGGACAACUUGGUUGCCCAAAUGGAAAACGAGGUCUGGAUUGUGGGCAAGAGAUCAGCAAGAAGUGGUGUAAAUGCAAAAACAAUGGGGCCUGUGUCUCUUCGUUUGGAAAGAAUCUUCGAGAGAAAAUGCAAUGUUCGUGUAAGAUUGGAUUCACCGGAGUUCAUUGUGAGAAGGAGAUGGAGAGCAUUGAGAUGAUGUCCACGUAUGGUGUGGAUCCGAAGAAGUUCGAUAUUGGAACUGCGAAGAUGUUGUAUGAUAGUGUGAUGGAUAACGAGUUUAGUGAAGUGUCCCGACCACAUUCCAGUCAUUUACUUCAUAAUUUGAGAAUCAAUGAUGCCUAA
Caenorhabditis briggsae is the source of this 780-nucleotide messenger RNA. RefSeq names its product Protein CBR-DSL-3 (gene Cbr-dsl-3). NCBI's taxonomy places the organism in Eukaryota, Metazoa, Nematoda, Chromadorea, Rhabditida, Rhabditidae. The transcript is spliced from 2 exons. Gene Ontology annotation, molecular function: Notch binding. The record is from RefSeq and is a predicted model, not a curated record. Bases 1 to 780 code for a protein of 259 amino acids. Gene Ontology annotation, biological process: cell communication; cell fate specification; Notch signaling pathway. Gene Ontology annotation, cellular component: membrane.